GCUAAGGAGGCUCCUCGUCCUUAGAGGAGGGAGGAAUGCUGGAAGGGGCCUGGCUUGUCUGAGCGAGGAGGCAGGGGAGCAGGGCAUGACUCAGGAUUCUACAGUUAGUGCUGUAAAAAAAAUGCUUACAGGGGUGCUGGAGCCCCCAUAAUGCUCUCCCAUGAUCCUAACAGACCAGCCGCUGUCUGUGCAUGUGCUGGGGGUGGGGUCCUUCAAGGCCAGUGGGAAGGAUGGAGGAGAAAUCUGGUUGUCCUGGCUAACAGAGCCAAGACCCUGGAGUCCUGGAGAGGGGACGAGCUCCAAUGCUACAGGCAGGACGGGUUCUGUCUCUAAUUGGCUGUGUGACCCUGUGCACCUCCUCCAUAGAAUGUGGGGAUCAGAUAUCAGAACUUUGAGGGUUCCUUCCAGCUCCUAGAGUCAUGAUUCCAAGUCUGCCCUGUAUCAUCAUAAAGUGUCCCCCAAGCCUGGGCAGCCACCAGUUCUCUGCUCUAGGCCAAGAGGUCAUGGCUGGCUCAACCACUGGCCUGACAAGGUCAUGGCCAUAUGCCCCCUUCACCCUGCACCUCUACUUCCCAGGACAAAUGGCCUGCCCCCGCCACACUCACCUCUGCACCCCUCUCCCCUGGAUGGACCGGUGGUGGUGUCACCCAAAGCAAAUUGACACUAUUUUUCCCUUGGUAACCGCAAAGGGGGAGAAUCACCCGUCUCCUAAUUUUAACCAGUACGUGAGGGACCAGGGCGCCAUGACUGACCAGCUGAGCAGGCGGCAGAUCCGCGAGUACCAGCUGUACAGCCGGACCAGCGGCAAGCACGUGCAGGUCACCGGGCGUCGCAUCUCCGCCACUGCUGAGGAUGGCAACAAGUUUGCCAAGCUUAUAGUGGAGACAGACACGUUUGGGAGCCGGGUACGCAUCAAGGGGGCUGAGAGCGAGAAAUACAUCUGCAUGAACAAGAGGGGCAAGCUCAUCGGGAAGCCCAGCGGGAAGAGCAAAGACUGCGUGUUCACGGAGAUCGUACUGGAGAACAACUACACGGCUUUCCAGAACGCCAGGCAUGAGGGCUGGUUCAUGGCCUUCACGAGGCAAGGCCGGCCCCGCCAGGCCUCCCGCAGCCGCCAGAACCAGCGAGAGGCUCACUUCAUCAAGCGCCUCUACGAGGGCCAGCUGCCCUUCCCCAACCAAGUCGAGAGGCAGAAGCAGUUCGAGUUUGUGGGCUCAUCCCCCACGCGCCGGACCAAGCGCACUCGGAGGCCACAGCCCCUGACGUAGUCAGGGACAC
Hipposideros armiger (great roundleaf bat) is the source of this 1278-nucleotide messenger RNA. RefSeq names its product fibroblast growth factor 17 (gene FGF17). The record is from RefSeq and is a predicted model, not a curated record. The transcript is spliced from 3 exons. Lineage: Eukaryota; Metazoa; Chordata; Mammalia; Chiroptera; Hipposideridae. Bases 420 to 1268 code for a protein of 282 amino acids. Gene Ontology annotation, molecular function: growth factor activity.